This is a messenger RNA of Pelobates cultripes (western spadefoot toad), 11011 nucleotides long. NCBI's taxonomy places the organism in Eukaryota, Metazoa, Chordata, Amphibia, Anura, Pelobatidae. The record is from the annotation of a GenBank genome assembly.
AUGAAAAUAGCUAGUCGCAUGUACAUUAAGAAAGGUUUGUUAUCGAUGGGGAUCCCAGUGCCCUGUUCUGUUCUAUAGUACACAUAUCUGUGAGUCAGAAGUCCACAUGUGAUUAUGAUACAUUUAUUAUAAUGCUGUUGAUAGAGUCUAUCAGUUUGUUCUUCAUGGAGUUUAUUUAGCUUUUUCUUAGGUGUGUAUCUUCUUAUUAAAGCCCCCACUUUCAAUUCCACCGAAAUAACAUGUAUCUGUGUAUCGGUGUGUAAAUGUGAGGGAUAAGCCACUGAUAUAUGCCCUGCUACCCCUGUUGGUAAAUGAGGCCCAAUAAUAAACAGUGUGGGGAUUGUUCUGGAAUAAUUGCAUUGGUUUCAUUGUACCCAAAAAGCUAAUUACUGGAUAAGCAGAUCGGGCAUUCUGAGGGAGUUGGUGUUAAAAGGGAAUUACAUGUGUAGGACAUGUAUUCCUGUUCCUAUAGUGUUAAAACCUCCUCCUCCACACCCUCCACCCGUCCCCCCAAAGAAAUUAUAGUAAAAUCUUACCUUUCUAAGAGUCUGCUGCUGCUGCCCCUACCUCUGAUAUGCCUGCUUGGCUGACAUCAUCAGAAGUGUUGAACAAAAGCCAAUCACAAUGCAGUCCCAUAGGAUUGACUGAGACUGUCAAAGAGGCAGGCCAGUGGCAGAGCCAGCAAACGUCAAAUACAGCCCUGGCCAGUCAGCAUCUCCUUGUAGAAAUUAAUUGAAUCAAUGCAUCUCUGUUGAGAAAGUUCAGUGUCUCCAUGCAGAGGAGACGCUGAAUGUGCAGUGCUGCUUAUUUUGCAGCACUGGCAAAGGAAGCCGCUUUAGCAGCCAUCUGAGGAAAACACCGCAUUUUCUCUGAAAAGACAGUGUUUACAGCAAAAAGCAUGAAGGUAAUGAUUCUACUCACCAGAACAAAUUCAAUAAGCUGUAGGUAUUCUGGUGACGAUAGUGUUCCCUUUAACAAAUAUAUAUAUUCGUGGGGUGUGCAAAGUAUCAUAUAUCAUGUAAAUAUAAAUUCUGGCAGUCACUUCAGAGAAAGCAUACAGAGAAAAGGAGACAUGAAAGAAUGUAUUUAUUUAUAUUCCUUAUUUACAAUUUCUGCCCAGGCUGUGUCUGCACUGAGCUGCAUUAUAAUGACACUUGCUAAAUCUGAAUACAAAUUUAUAUUUAUAAAUUUAAUAGGAUUAUACUAAUAUCAGUUACAUUUUCUUAUUUGAUCCCAUUUGUCUUUACCACAUAAUUUUAAAUAUCUUAUGUAAUAUUAUAAAUAUAAUGUUGGGUGAAUAUAAUGUUGAGUGGGUUGGUUUGUACUUGUUAACCCUGAAAUGAUAAAUCAGAUGAUGUAUCAGGGUAUCGUGCUAUGAAGAUAGUUGCCCAAAUUGUAAAUUUGUACAUACAUUAACAAACAAAUCUCUUUGCAGGUUUUAAGAUUAAAAAAGAUUUUAUGAAAAGAGCUGAAAAGUGGUACGGAUCUAAAACACUUAAUUUAGCAAAGAACAAGGAGCAGAAUCUGGAAUCCAUUAAUGAGUGGGUCAGAAAAGCAACAGAGGGAAUGAUCCCAAAAUUCCUCUCGGAGAUCCCUGCAGAUAUGGUAUUAAUGCUGCUCAAUGCCAUGUAUUUUAAAGGUAAAUUGGAUAAGAGGUUUUUGUGUAAUAAGUACAUGUAGCUUUUACCUGUUGUUAGUCAUGUCUUGGUUGCUAAAAGGAACACUCUAAGUCCCAUAACCACUACAGCCCACUUUAGUGUUUGUGGGGCCAGGAGUUCCUUGGUGCCGUCCCACUGUAAGUACUAAAGCCACUUUAGGACAGUUUGACAACUUAUCUGGGUUCCUCGUAGUGCCCGCAAAUGCAGCACCUGCUUCUGGUCAUCUCCUGCAAAAGAAUCAUAUUCUUUAUUUAUGCAGGGAAACCAUCAUUGACUGGCUAAUGACACACUCCUGAAUUGGCUCUGCUUUAUUCUAUAGACCCAUCCUGCUUCUCCAGCAAAAAAAAUCACUGGAUUGUCUGUGGUUGAUCCAGUGAUCAAAUAACAUUAGAAAAUAACAUAUAUACAUGACAUCUUUUAUAUUGAAGGUCUGGGGUAGUUAUACAACUGUAGUGUUUUACUGAAUUAUCCCAAGUUCUCUAGUCUAGAAGUUAAGAGGAUGCUAUUUUGUUGAAAAACUUUAAAAAAACAAAAACAAAACAAAACAUUGUUUAUUAGCUUUUUGUUCCUGUACAUAACAAGCUAGUUAUCAUGGGUGUGUUUUAUCAUUAAAAAUUUACUAUAUAUGCAGAAGGCCAAUUUAACAUUCUUGCCAAAUACUUUUUAAUAUCCGCUUGAAAAAGAAAAAAAAAUGUACAUGACUUGGAAAUAAAAAUGUGUUUUAACAAGGAAACAAGUAAACGUUUUUAUAUUUUUUUCUUUCUCAUGGCUGGUUUUACUAGUUCAGUCUUUGCGGAAAAAAAAUUUGGAAGCACAACAAGAAGGGAAACUGCCACAUGUGAGCUAUUAUUAUUUUAUAGUUUAUUCACUACAGUAAACACUAUGCAACAGUGUGUACUGGGAAAAAUAUUCCAACAAAAAAAACAAAAUGCUCCUCUUAUUUCCUCUGAGUGCAGUGAGUAGCCAUUUUGAUAAUCUUUAUAUUUCCAUGAUGCUCAAGUCUUAAACUUGCAAGUUUGCAAUGGAUGGAGGGUUGUCAUGAGUUGCUCUCAUUCUGUCGUUGGGGACUAUCUUGGUGGCAAUUCACCAUGAACCCAGAAUGUUUUUCCAUACAUAUUAAAUGUAUUUUCUAAUGUCUAUAUAAUGCAGUAAAACAAUUAGCCAGCACCUACUGCAUGGGGAAGAAGUCCAGACGCCAGGGACCCGUUAAACCAGAGGAACCAUUGCUCCUAUCUAUAUUACCCUUUAGAUUGCAAUAUCUAUCUGUUAUGUAUUGGGGUGUUAUGCAGUCCACCUUCCAGUAGAUGGCAGCAUAGUGAAGUUAUGCACUUGUUCUGUUGUGUUAGUCUCUCGUGUUAUGUUAUUAUGUGUGUGUACUGAAGUAAAGAGAAGUUCUAUUUUACUACAAUGUCUGAGAGCCAUUUGUGAAUAUAUAACAUGCGAAUACAUUAAACUGGCGACGAGGAUGGGAUGUCAGUAAAUGGACACUGCAGAAUAUAUAUACAGGAAAUAAAAUCACCCCGAGUGAGGAAGUAAAACUUUUCUUUUGGAAUUCUAUUAUCUACAAAUAUUUCCAGCAUGGCUUCUCUGGGACACAUGGAGAAAUUUGAUCUGGUUAAUCCAGCCUCAUGGGGCUCAUAUGCUGACAGGUUAGUGUUUUUCCUGAAGCUAAUAAGGUGUGUUGCUGCUCUCCGGUGCUGAGCUGGUAGUGAGGCGGCUUUGGCGGUUACUCAAAGUGUGCGCAGCCAGCAGACAUGGCGGGCCGGUCUAUGCAAGCAGCUCGAUGCCCUACAGAUGAACUCUCUCUCACUAACUGCGCCGUUGUCAAUGAGAAAGAUUUCCAGUCUGGCCAGCAUGUGACCGUGAGAACUUUCCAAAAUAGGGGCUGUAUUGAGCCACACUUUGAGAAAUGGGGUUGAGGCUCCUAUUGCGUUUUAUUCACGGACUUUAUCUACUACAGAGAGGAAUUAUGCCCAAAUUGACAAGGAGGCUUUAGCUAUUGUGUCCGGUGUAAAAAAGUUUCAUGACUAUUUGUAUGGGCGGAGGUUUACUAUUAUAACAGAUCAUAAACCUUUAAUGGGUCUGUUCACCAGCAAUACUCCCACUCCUCAAAUAAUUUCACCACGCAUGCUCAGGUGGUCCCUUAUGCUGAAUGCCUAUGAUUGUGAGUUCAAGUAUCGUCCUGGCAAGGAUAUCAAACAUGCUGAUGGAUUAAGCCGAUUACCUUUGCCUUCUCCUGACUUCCUUGUUCCUCCUAUGUCUGAGGUCCUCAUGUUGGAAUCCAUUCCAAACCCUCUGUUACAUGCAAGUGACAUUGCUUGUAUGUCUGCCAAGGAUCCUUUGCUGUCCCGUGUGCUCAACUGGGUUUGGAAGGGGUGGCCAAAAUCAAAAGUGGAAGACAAGUUCAAGCCAUUUGUAGUGCGCCAACAUGAACUAUCUGCCUAUAAAGGGUGCCUAUUAUGGGGAAACAGAGUGGUAAUUCCAAAUGCAGGACAAGCUCGAGUAUUGCAUGCUCUUCAUAAAGGACAUCCUGGAAUAGUUUGCAUGAAGGUUUUAGCCGGAAGUUAUGUUUGGUGGCCUAAAAUGGAUGAAGUUAUUGAAAAGUGGGUGAAGAACUGUGUACCAUGCCAAUCUACUCGUCAUGCUCCACCUAAAGCCUCAGUACAUCCUUGGGAAGUGACUAGAUCACCUUGGUCCCGUUUACAUAUAGAUUUUGCUGGCCCUUUUCAUGGACAGAUGUUUUUUUUAGUUGUUGACUCCUUUUCAAAAUGGUUAGAAGUUGUUCCAGUUACAUCUGCUAUCUCAGUCACAGUCAUAAAGAUUCUAAGGAGGCUGUUUGCUACACAUGGGUUGCCAGAUACAAUUGUGUCUGAUAAUGGAACACAAUUUACCUCAUCAGAAUUCAAAAUUUUCAUGGCAAGUAAUCUUUUUCGACAUGUUACGAUUGCCCCAUUUCACCCAUCAUCAAAUGAUCAAGCUGAGCGUAUGGUUCAGACUACCAAAGACUCAUUAAAGACAAUUAUUGAAGGAGAUUGGAAUCGUAGACUUGCAAAUUUCCUUCUGCAACAACAUGUGACACCAUGCUCAAGCACUGGUAGUAGUCCAGCAGAGCUCCUUAUGAACCGGCGUCUUAAAACUUGUCUGGAUUGUUUACAUCUUGAUUUGACAUCUGAGUUACAAAAGAAGCAAGAAUUGCAAUUCAAUAAGAACUAUAAUGCUUCCACUGUGAGAGUAUUUGCACCUGGCAGUGCUGUCUAUGUCAGGAAUUAUGUUUCUGGGCCUAAAUGGAUACCUGCAAAAGUACUUGUGGCCACAGGACCUUUGUCAUACAAAGUUCAAAUUCCCGAUGGUAGAAUAUUAUGAAGGCCCCUUACAAAAUACAAAUACACCCUGUUCCAAAUUAUUAUGCAAAUUCUAUUUAAGUGUCACAAAGAUUAAAUAUUUUGUUUUUCAGUUUAACUCAUGGAUGGCAUUGUGUCUCAGGGCUCUUUUGAUCACUGAAAACAAUCUCGGACACCUGUGAUAAUUAGAUUGCCAGGUGAGCCUAAUUUAAGGAAAAACUACUAAAGGAGGGUGUUCCACAUAAUUAAGCAGAGCACCAUUUUCAUGCAAUAUGGGAAAGAAAAAGGAUUGGGAAAGAAAAAGGAUCUCUCUGCUGCCGAAAAGAGUGAAAUAGUUCAAUGCCUUGGAUGAGGUAUAAAAACAUUAGAUACUUCACGAAAACUUAAAGGACCACUCUAGGCACCCAGACCACUUCAGCUUAAUGAAGUGGUCUGGGUGCCAGGUCCCUCUAGGAUUAACCCUUUUUUUAUAAACCGAAACUGCUAUGUUUAUAAAUGGGUUAAUCCAGCCUCCAAAUCCUCUAGUGGCUGUCUCAUUGACAGCCGCUAGAGGCGCUUGCGUGCUUCUCACUGUGAAAAUCACAGUGAGAACACGCAAGCGUCCAUAGGAAAGCAUCAUAAAUGCUUUCCUAUGAGACAGGCUGAAUGUGCGCGCAGCUCCUGCUGCGCAUGCGCAUUCAGCCGAAGAGGAGGAUCAGAGGCGGAGAGGAGGAGGAGAGCUCCCCGCCCGGCGCUGGAAUAAAGGUAAGUUUAACCCCUUUCCACACCAUCCAGCCCGGCGGUAGGGGGACCCUGAGGGUGGGGGCACCCUCAGGGCACUAUAGUGCCAGGAAAACGAGUAUGUUUUCCUGGCACUAUAGUGGUCCUUUAAGCGUGAUCAUCUCACUAUUAAGAGAUUUGUGGCUGAUUCAGAGCACAGACGGGUUCGUGCAGAUAAAGGCACAUUGAGGAAGAUUUCUGCCAGAUCCAUGCAUCGGAUCAAGAGAGCAGCUGCUAAAAUGCCAUUACAUAGCAGCAAACAGAUAUUUGAAGCUGCUGGUGCCUAUGGAGUCCUCCAGGUGUAGAGUCCUCCAGAGUCUUGCAACUGUGCAUAAACCUUCUAUUCGGCCACCACUAACCAAUGCUCACAAGUAGAAACGGCUGCAUUGGGCAGAAAAAUACAUGAAGACUAAUUUUCAAACAGUCCUGUUCACUGAUGAGUGCCGUGCAACCCUGGAUGGUCCAGAUGGAUGGAGUAGUGGAUGGUUGGUGGACGGCCACCCUGUUCCAACAAGGCUGCGACGUCAGCAAGGCGGGGGUGGAGUCAUGUUUUGGGCCGGAUUCAUCGGAAGAGAGCUGGUUGGCCCCCUUAGUGCCCCCGAAGGUGUUAGGAUGACCUCUGCAAAGUAUGUGGAGUUUCUGACUGACCACUUUCUUCCCUAGUACAGAAGGAAGAACUAUGCUUUCCAUAAUAAAAUCAUCUUCAUGCAUGACAAUGCACCAUCUCAUGUUGCAAAGAAUACCUCUGCAUCAAUUUACAUCCAAACAGCAGCUCUGGGAGGCUAUUCUGACAUCUUGUAAACAAAUUCAAGCAGAAACUGUCCAAAAACACACAAGUUAAAUGGAUGCAAGACUUGUGAAGCUGCUAUCAAAUAAGGGGUCCUAUGUUAAAAUGUAACGUGACCUGUUAAAAUGUCUAAAAAGUUAAAAUGUUGUUAUACGUUUGAUUGAAAUAGCUUUUGAUUUCAGUAAAUAUGCUGCAAACAUCAUCUUCAUUUGGAACAUCAUCCCAAUUAUUUUUGAAUGUAUACCUUUUGCUCAUAUAAUGGUUUAAUCACAUUGAUAGCUGUACAGAUAUUGUUGAUUGCUGUGGGGCUCAGCAGGCGACAACUAGUACCCAUGGUGCCAAACUGCCAGGAUCACUUUUAGUGGCUACUCAAUUAAAAGGAUUUUUAAUAAUGGUUGUAAGAAGCACCAAGAUCCCAGUUCAGAUAGCGAAUUAAUAAAACAACAACUUCGAUCAACCUUGGUGUUGGUACAGAGUACUAUAGUUUUUAUUGUGCCUGGUAUGCCCUGGUGCCCCUCAAAUAUAAGUAGUCCAACAGUUUGCUAAUGGUCUGCCUUCUUGCCUGAGGUCUGCAUACGUAACAAUCCUCUUUAUGUUUGGAGAGACACAAGUUUCUGUUAGGAGCUUCUCUUAGCUCUCAUGAGGCUGUGUGGGACCUGCUCAUUGGCUAAGAGUGUCAGCCAAUGGCUUUCAGCCAAUGAACUAAGCUAUGCACAGUUGAGCUUAGCUGAGAGUUUCUGGUUGUCAUAAAUGGCAGUGAAUGACGCCUGGCACAUCUGAGGUAAGAAAUCAAACUGUUAGCGGCGUACAUACCGCGGUCGCAGGGGGUCACAGCUGCAACCGGGCCGGUCACUCCAGGGGGGCCCGCUGCCCUGCGGACCCUUGCGACCAGGUGCCUGACGCCAUGUGUUGCGGCCUAGGCCAUGCAGUAUAAUUGCUGGGGCCGCAGGUGAAGGGGCCCAUCGGGUGGCCCAUGCUGUUAGGGCCACCUGAUGGAAAUGAAUUGAAAUGAAUGUCAUCAUCAGAGUGGGCCGGGUAAUAGCGUGACUGGACCAACUCUAAUGAUGUCAGACGCUGGGAGGAAUGACUGCCGCGGUCACUCCUCCCAGCAACCACCAGAAGCUGCGCGGGAGGAAGCAGAGGGAGUCAGAGUGGGAACUCUGACUCCCAUCAACCUGAGCCACUGGACCCCAGGGAAGUCACCCUCCUGCACCUAAAAGGUAGGUAAUAGGAGGGUGACUAAAAUAUUUUGCAUGUGUGAGUGUCUCUGUGUGUCUGUGUAUGUGUGUCUAUGUAUGUGUGUAUGUGUCUGUAUGUGUGUCUAUGUAUGUAUCUGUGUGUAUGUAUGCAUGUGUGUGUAUCUCUAUGUAUGUGUGUCUGUAUGUAUGUGUCUGUAUGUGUGUGUAUGUGUGUCUCUGUAUGUAUGUGUCUCUGUGUGUGCCUAUUUAUGUGUGUGUCUGCGUGUGUGUGUGUGUGUGUGUGUAUGUGUGUCUGUAUGUAUGUGUCUGUGUGUGUGUAUCUAUGUAUGUGUCUGUAUGUCUGUGUCUUUGUAUGUGUAUGUAUGUGUCUGUAUGUAUGUAUGUGUGUCUCUGUGUUUCUCUACGUGUCUGUAUGGGGUGGUGUUGGAGGGGAUGGGGGGGCCCCAUGGAUUAGUUUUGCAACGGGGCCCCAUGGAUUGUGUGUACGCCACUGCUUAAAGUGUUCCUUUAAGGUCCAUAAAGUAUAAGGGUAGUCAUCAACAAAGUGUUUUUACACUUUGUGUAUUUCAAAAAACAAAAAGCAUGCUGUAGUGGUUAGCGCUUGUACAAUACUGAUAUAGUCCAAAGGCAGCUCGAUCACCAAAAGCAGAGUUUCUCUUGUCUGAUAGGGGGUAGUAUAAAACAGGAAAAGAAGGUGCAGCAUCUGAAGUGUCCUUUAGGGAAUGUAUACAAUGACAAAAAGGACUGAUAGUGUAGUAAGUUAAAAACUUAUUGACAUCACUUGAUCAUAUAUAUGAUACUAAGUUUGUCUGUACUUACAACAGCCUGUUCUAUCCGUACGUACUAUAGCCUAGUCUCAUAUAUGUCUUCUAUAUAUAAUAAUUUUUCGUUUGAUCUUCAGAAUACUUAAAGGACCACUAUAGGCACCCAGACCACUUCAGCUCAAUGAAGUGGUCUGGGUGCUAGGUCCAUCUAGGGUUAACCCUGCCUGCUGUAAACAUAGCAGUUUCAGAGAAACUGCUAUGUUUACCUAUGGGUUAAUCCAGCCUCUAGUGGCUGUCUCACUGACAGCCGCUAGAGACGCUUCCGCGCUUCUCACUGUGAAAAUCACAGUGAGAAGAUGCCGACGUCCAUAGGAAAGCAUUGAGAAUGCUUUCCUAUGGACUGGCUGAAUGCGCACGCAGCUCUUGGUAUGCAUGCGCAUUCAGCCAAUGACAUCAGAAGAGGGAGGAGAGUCCCCAGCGCCGAGGGAGCCCGGCGCUGGAGAAAGGUGAGGGUGGGGGCAAUCUCAGGGCACUAUAGUGCCAGGAAAACGAGUUUGUUUUCCUGGCACUAUAUGGUCCUUUAAGGUUUGUCAUGUGAUAAACGCAUUACAUUAUUAAUAAUGUUUCCUUUUUUGAUGUAGGUAUUUGGCAUAAUAAAUUUGACCCCAGCAUGACUGUGCAGGAUACAUUUCAUAUCAACGAUGAACUGACAGUCCCAGUGGAUAUGAUGACAGCCCAGAAAUUUCCUCUUCGCUGGUAUAAUCAUGAGCAUCUCGACAGCCAGGUAAAAUGUUAACGCAGAACUGGGAUGGUUUUUGAGAUCUCCACAAAUGCCAAGCAUGCAUUUUUAUAACACAGCUUUUGAUACUAGCAUCAGGCUCUGCUUUAUUAAGGUUUUAGUGAGAUCGUAAAACCUUAAUAAAGUUUUGGUGGCUUGUCUGUUUGCCUGCCUGUCUCAGUCUGUCUGUCUGUCUGUCUAGCUAUCUAGCCAUAAAUAGGCCUAUGGGAUUCAACAGCCAAAAGCUGUUUACAUUUUUGACUAUUUGCCUGAUGACUGCAGCCAGGUAAAUAGGGGUCAAUAUGAAUACCACGUUAGUACAAGGGAGGAGUUACACCUCCUCUAUACCCCCACUCACCAUUCUGCUAAACAGCAGCUACUGCAGCCAUUAUUAAUAUACAUGGGGGACCCAGCACAAUUUAAACAAUUCUUAGGCAGUAUGUGUGUAUGGAUGUAGGUAUUAGGCAGUGUGUUUUUAUGGACGUAGGUAUUAGGCAGUAUGUGUGCAUGGAUGUAGUUAUUAGGCAGUGUGUGUGUGUGUGUGUCUGUAUGGAUGUAGGUAUUAGGAAGUGUGUGUGUGUAUGGAUGUAGGUAUUAGGCAGUGUGUGUGUGUGUGUGUGUGUGUGUGUAUGGAUGUAGGUAUUAGGCAGUGUGUGUUUAUGGAUGUAGGUAUUAGGCAGUAUGUGUGCAUGGAUGUAGUUAUUAGGCAGUGUGUGUGUGUGUAUGUAUGUAGGUAUUAGGCAGUGUGUGUUUAUGGAUGUAGGUAUUAGGCAGUGUGUGUGUGUGUAUGGAUGUAGGUAUUAGGCAGUGUGUGUUUAUGGAUGUAGGUAUUAGGCAGUGUGUGUGUGUAUGGAUGUAGGUAUUAGGCAGUGUGUGUUUAUGGAUGUAGGUGUAGGUGUAUAUUAGACAGUGUGUGUGUGUAUGGAUGUAGGUAUUAGGCAGUGUGUGUGUGUAUGGAUGUAGUUAUUAGGCAGUGUGUGUGUGUGUAUGGAUGUAGGUAUUAGGCAGUGUGUGUUUAUGGAUGUAGGUAUUAGGCAGUGUGUGUGUAUGGAUGUAGGUAUUAGACAGUGUGUGUGUAUGUGUAUGGAUGUAGGUAUUAGGCAGUGUGUGUUUAUGGAUGUAGGUAUUAGGCAGUGUGUGUGUGUAUGGAUGUAGGUAUUAGGCAGUGUGUGUUUAUGGAUGUAGGUAUUAGGCAGUGUGUGUGUUUAUGGAUGUAGGUAUUAGGCAGUAUGUGUGCAUGGAUGUAGUUAUUAGGCAGUGUGUGUGUGUGAAUGGAUGUAGGUAUUAGGCAAUGUGUGUUUAUAGAUGUAGGUAUUUGGCAGUGUGUGUUUAUGGAUGUAGGUAUUAGGCAAAAAACUUUUAACAACUUUAAUUUCCUAGGACAAAAUGCAGAAACUGUUCUCUAAUAGCAGUUGUUUAUUUUACUUGUAAAUCUGACUCCUAUAUAUCCGUUGUUUACUUGAUUGAGUAUAUUUAUUGGUGACUUUCAUUUAGGUGGCCAAGUUACCUUUCAAAGGAAAUAUGAGUUUUGUUGUUGUUACACCCUUUCAAUUUAAAUGGAAUAUUUCCAAGCUCCUGGACAACUUUAAUCAAAGUGACAUCUACCAUCGUUUCCCAAGGCCAAAGCAAACUUUGUUUAGAAUGCCAAAACUAAAUCUGGACUUUAAACUAGAGCUAACUCAGGCUCUGAGCAAUCUUGGUAAGAACCAAUAUGGCUACAUUUAA